Molecule: messenger RNA, 1773 nt
Organism: Oikopleura dioica
Lineage: Eukaryota; Metazoa; Chordata; Appendicularia; Copelata; Oikopleuridae
Source: the annotation of a GenBank genome assembly
AUGGUGAAGCCAUGGUCGUUGAUUUUGAGCCUAGCUUCGGCGGAACCUGUUUUUGGACCAAAAGACAAGGUCGAAAUCAAACUGAAUCCAGAGCCACUGAAGACUUCGGCAGAUGUUCUAGAUUUCCCCGAUCAUUUUUCCCUGCUCCGAAAUGGCGACGAUUUCAAACUCUCCGCUGAUAUCCGCGUUGAUGGCGGCUUAAAAACAUGUGGAUUCUUCAAUUCAAGGCUUUCGGUGGAUUUUGAUGGCGAUACGGUUUCCGAAUUUCAUGUUACUCCGUCCGGUCACGUCCUCACUCGCAGCUUCGACAAUGGCAACGCGAUUCAUUUUUCUCACUUGGUCCAGCUGGCUCUCUGCAACGGAAAUAUUAAGAGCUGUGUCCUCACGGCGGAACAAAUGAGUAUUGAGGAUUUGCAGUUUGAUGUCACUUUUGGUGGACUAGAAAUGACCGACAGUGGCAAAGAAGUCAAGGUCGAUUUUAGCUGCGAUGAAGUUAUUAGAGAUAAAUCAACCUUUCUUCAUGUUUGGAAAGAGGGCCAGAUUCAAGUCUCCGCAGAAGACACCGUCCUCGACAGCUCUGAUGACGCUCUUCAGACAGUCGCUUCCUGCAACUUAACCGACCUAUCUCCGGCGGUUGAAAUGGCAGAGUUCCUCAUUGGAAGCUUCAAAAAGAUUUCGCAGGUCUCAGACGGAAUCGCAGAGCUUCAAAUAUCUGGAAAAGAACUGAUCGCUUUUGGUGGUAAAAAUAUCCAUGGAGAGAGCAUCAGAUGUGAUGCUCUUCAGAUGACAGACUUGAGCGAUCCGCCAACGAUUUUGAAGAAAUACUCCGCCACGACAAAAGAAACGAUCGAGUUUUCGUAUCCAACAACAUACGCAAAAGUCAGUUUCGACAACACAAAAUUUGUCAGGGGAAUGAACUAUCUUCAAAGAGGUGAAUCAACAGAAAUCUCUUGCGAUUUCGAUGGUUUCCCUCUUCCGACGCCGAAGCUAGUCGCGGAUGGUCACGAAAUCAAAUCUAAUUCUUUCAAAAUCGAAGACGACGCAUCCAUCACCUGCGAAGCGGGAAAGUUUUCCGACACUGCCUACGUGAACGUUUUUUAUCUCGAAGAAGAUUCUGUUGAGCUGACAUUGAUGCAAGACCCUGAAGAAAUUUACGAAGGCGACAUUAUUGAGCUUAUUUGCCAUGCUCACGGAACUCCCUUGCCGGACUUUUCUUUUUACAGAUCUGAAAAGAAGCUGUCAAAAGAUGAUCAUCAUCAUUAUCAUGCGGUUGUCCGCGCUGGAAACUAUUCUUGCACUGCCGGUCUUGACGAUUUUGGAAUCGAGUACGAGUCAAAUAUUGUUGAAAUUAUCCCAAAAAUACGACCAACGGCUGACGGCGAUUCACUUGGCAUGAGUUCUGGUCUCAAAAUAGGUAUUUUCAUUCUCUGCAUCAUCCUUCUUAUCAUCAUCCUCCUCGUCAUUGACUUCUUCGUCUACAAGGAAAAAGGACUGACAAACGAAGCUUUGCUCAAAUUCAAUUGCAUUUGUUGCAACAGAGAUGCGGUGCCCAAACAACAAGAUGAAGAAAAUCCAGAGGAAGAAAUAAUCGUCAACGAUAACCACGAAGAUGAAGUCCUUUCAACAGAAAAUGAAGAAGCUACACCAGAAGUUGAUCCCGAAGUCGCAAGCACAACUUCAAGCUCAAAACAGACUGUAAUCGCCAAUACGGAGCAACAAUUAGCUGUCUCCGAACAAGACACCGAUACUAAGCCGAAAGAAAAUACCGAAUAA